This is a messenger RNA of Saccharomycodes ludwigii, 1233 nucleotides long. Its product is annotated as conserved putative N-acetylglucosamine-6-phosphate deacetylase. Lineage: Eukaryota; Fungi; Ascomycota; Saccharomycetes; Saccharomycodales; Saccharomycodaceae. The transcript has a single exon. The record is from RefSeq and is a predicted model, not a curated record. The coding region runs from base 1 to 1233 and encodes 410 amino acids. Gene Ontology annotation, molecular function: N-acetylglucosamine-6-phosphate deacetylase activity. Gene Ontology annotation, biological process: N-acetylglucosamine catabolic process.
AUGACGUACAAAAAGAAUAUUUUACACUUUACAAAUUGUUUUGUUGCUGAUAAAGGUAUUUUAUCUAAUAGAGAUUUGUGGGUAGAUGUUGAAAAUGGUAUAAUCAUUGACAAACCUCAAAUUACGGACGAUUAUAUUGAAGUUAAUCUAGAAGGUAAAAUUAUCGUAGCUGGCUUUAUGGACAUCCAAAUCAAUGGCUGCUUUGGUUUGGAUUAUUCCACUGUUUUCGAUUGUGUGUCUGAAAAAGAACAAUUUAUCCAAGAAUAUAAUAAUACUAUGCAAAAAAUGGUACAAUAUGGUGUAACUAGUAUUUGUCCAACAGUUACUUCAAGUUUCUCUGAUGUAUAUAAAGAUGUUUUACCCAUAGUUGGUUCUAAAACCAGAUCAUCAGAAAGAACUGAUUCAUUAGGUGCCCAUUUAGAAGGCCCUUUUAUUUCCAGGCAAAAAAAGGGGUGCCAUCCACCAGAAACCUUGGAUACAAUGCAAGCAGGGUAUAAAUCUGUUUUGAUGAGGUACGGCAGUAAUUUUGCUGAUUAUACAGCCAUUAUAACGGCUGCUCCUGAAGUACAGAAUGUUAUUCAAACCAUGAAAGAUGUAUUGGACAAACAUCCUAACAUUGUCUAUUCUAUUGGCCAUACAAUGAGUGAUUUUGAUACUGGUGUUCAAGCAAUUGAAAGCGGAGGCACCAUGAUGACACAUUUGUUUAAUGCAAUGCCACCAUUUACAGCAAGAAACCCUGGAGUAAUUGGGCUUAUUGACUUGCCCAACACUUAUAAAAAUAUAGACACCCCUUAUUAUGGUUUGGUGGCAGAUGGUAUCCAUGUGCAUCCUAGCGCUAUCAAAUUGGCUUAUAAUUUAAAUCCUGAUAAAGCCAUAUUAGUUACUGAUGCAAUGUCAUUGAUUGGUUUGCCAGAUGGUUCGUAUAUAAGGGGAACUAGUAAAAACCAAGAACAACAAAAAAUUGUGAAAAUAGGACAUAGGUUAUUAUUACAAAACACAGAGACAAUUGCAGGAAGUGCCACUCAUUUAUUGGAUUGUGUAAAAAACCUAAUGAAAUGGACUGGUGUGCCUUUGGAAAAGGCUUUGGUAACUAUAACCAAUAACCCAUCUAAGUCGUUAAACUUGCAAGCUUCCAAGGGGUUUUUGGACAUUGGUUGCGAUGCAGAUUUGGUCAUUUUGGACUCCAAUACGGAUAUUUCUAUGGUUUAUAAGCUAGGCCACAAAGUGUUGUAA